CUCCUCCUCCUCGCCAGGUCCCAGCCCCGCACUGUCUCGGUAUAAAAGCGCCGCCGCCUCCCCGCCCUCCCUCACUCGCCCGGCUGCCUGGAGCGCGGUGGUGCCUCUCGAGCGCGCGGUUUUGUGGCUUUUUUUUCCCGCCCCUCGCGAGGGAAGGAGGGAGGCGCCUCUUUGGAACUAAAAGCCUUUUCGUCCCGCCGCCUCUCCUCUCUCGUCGCCGCUGCCUGAGGGGAGAAAAGGCAAGGAGGAGGAGAGGGGCUUUGCCAGGAUGGCGACGGUGGUGCUGGAAGCGGAGACGGAGCCGUCUUGUAGCCUACCCAACGCGGUGCCCCCUUCGCCGAGCCUGUCGCACCGCUUUCUCGACAGCAAAUUCUACCUCCUGGUCGUUAUAGGCGAGCUCGUCACCGAGGAGCAUCUGAGGAGAGCCAUAGGCAAUAUUGAGAGAGGGAUCCGGUCAUGGGACACAAACCUUAUUGAAUGCAACUUGGAUCAAGAACUUAAGCUUUUUGUGUCUCGCCAUUCAGCUCGAUUCUCUCCAGAUGUGCGGGGUCAGAAAAUCCUUCACCACAGAAGUGAUGUCUUAGAAACUGUAGUCCUCAUCAACCCUUCCGAUGAAGCUGUCAGUACUGAGGUGCGCUUAAUGAUCACAGAUGCUGCAAGACACAAACUCCUGGUACUAACUGGGCAGAGUUUUGAAAAUACAGGCGAGCUCAUUCUUCAAUCGGGCUCCUUCUCAUUUCAGAAUUUUAUUGAGAUCUUCACUGACCAGGAGAUUGGAGAGUUAUUGAGCACGACUCAUCCUGCCAACAAAGCCAGCUUAACACUUUUCUGCCCUGAGGAAGGGGAUUGGAAGAAUUCAAACCUUGACAGACACAACCUUCAAGAUUUCAUCAACAUUAAGCUAAACUCUGCCUCUAUCUUGCCUGAAAUGGAAGGACUUUCUGAAUUCACAGAGUAUCUGUCAGAAUCAGUGGAAGUGCCAUCACCUUUUGAUAUCUUGGAGCCACCAACAUCAGGAGGUUUCCUGAAGCUUUCAAAACCUUGCUGUUACAUUUUCCCUGGUGGAAGAGGAGAUUCUGCAUUAUUUGCAGUCAACGGAUUCAACAUGCUCAUCAACGGGGGGUCAGAAAGAAAAUCUUGUUUCUGGAAACUCAUUCGACAUUUGGACAGAGUGGAUUCAAUUCUGCUCACCCACAUUGGAGAUGACAACCUGCCAGGGAUUAAUAGCAUGUUGCAACGGAAAAUAGCUGAAUUAGAAGAGGAACAGUCUCAAGGCUCCACUACCAACAGUGAUUGGAUGAAAAAUCUAAUUUCACCUGAUUUAGGAGUUGUAUUCCUCAAUGCCCCUGAAAGCCUAGGAAACCCCGAUCCUAAUUUUCAGUUAAAAAGAAGUGUAGAGGAGGCUUGCUUUACCCUGCAGUACUUAAAUAAGCUGUCUGUGAAACCAGAGCCUCUUUUUAGAAAUGUGGCAAACAGCACUGAACCUAUUAUCCUCUUUCAAAAAAUGGGAGUAGGGAAGCUUGAGAUGUAUGUGCUCAACCCAGUCAAAAGCAGCAAAGAGAUGCAAUAUUUUAUGCAUCAGUGGACAGGUACAAGCAAAGAUAAAGCUGAGCUGGUGCUACCAAAUGGUCAGGAGGUAGACAUCCCAGUUUCCUAUUUGACUUCCAUCUCAUCCUUGAUUGUAUGGCAUCCUGCAAACCCUGCUGAAAAAAUAAUCAGAGUUCUUUUCCCAGGAAACAGUACCCAAUAUAGCAUACUAGAUGGACUAGAAAAGCUCAAACAUUUAGACUUUCUUAAGCAACCAACAGUUACACAGAAAGACCUAACUGGUAACAUGGUAAGCCCACCAGUAAAACAAACUAAACUGAAGCAGCGAGCAGACAGUAAGGAAAGUCUUAAGCCUGCUGCAAAAUCCGUGUCUAGCAAGACAGUCAGAAAAGAAUCAAGAGAGGAGGCAUCUGACACAGGGAAGACUAGCCCACCUGAAAAGACUCAAAGGGUAGAAAGUAAAGAAAAAAACACAAAAAAGGACAAACCAGCAAAAGCUGAGACUAGGCUUUCUGUGACAGAAAAGGAUCUGACAGCUAAGGAACAGCAGCUGGCAAAAUCUGAAACAACUGAAAAACAAGCAGCAGAUGUCAAACCAAAAGUAGUAAAGGAGAAGCACGUGAGAAAGGAAGUGAAAGGAAAAUCUGAGGAAAAGCAGGAGGAGAAAGAAAAGCCAAAGAAAGAGGUGCCCAAGAGAGAAGAAAGGAUAGUGGCUAAGAAAGAGGAAAAGCCUAAAAAGGAAGAUACCAAGAAAGAUGUGAAGAAAGAAUCUAAAAAAGAAUCAAAGAAAGAAGCUCCCCCAAAAGAAUCUAAAAAGGAAGAGAAAAAGGAGAGCAAAAAAGAAGAAAAGAAGGAGCCCAAAAAGCUUCUCAAAGAAACAAAGAAAACAUCUGCCUCUCUGCUGGAGUCGAAAAAGACUACAACAAAGCCAAAGCCACAAAAGAAGGAAGAGUCUGUCAGAAAAGAAAGUGGGCUUGUUGGGAAACCAAAAGAAAAAGUUAAAAGCAAGACAGCAAAGAAAGAGAUCAAGGUUACCGAAACGCCUGCUGCAGUGGCUGCUUUGGGAGCUGUCGCUGCAACGGUAGCAGCUGUAGGUGUUGCAGCUGCUGGAAAAGAACUCGAAGCGGAGAGGUCCCUUAUGUCUUCACCAGAAGAUUUAACCAGAGACUUUGAAGAACUAAAAGCUGAAGAAGUUGAAGUAGUAAAGGAAACAAAGCCUCAGGUAGAUAUAAUAGAAAAAGAAGGCAAGUUGACUGAUAUAGAACAAAAGGAUUAUGAAGUUCAGAAAGAAAAAACAGAAGGGCCUGCUGAUUCUCCUGAUGAAGGCAUAACUACCACUGAACCCGAGGGUGAAUGUGAACAAACUCCUGAAGAGCUGGAGCCUGUAGAAAAGGACAGGGUUGAUGACAAUGAAAAGUUUGAGGAUGAAGGAACAGGUCUUGAGGAAUCUUCUGAGGCAGGGGACUAUGAAGAAAAGGCUGAGACAGAGGAAGCCGAAGAACAAGUUGUCAAUGAGGAAGAAGAGGCACCACUAGGCCUCAGAAAACAAGACCUGAAGGAUAAAAUAGAAACUGGGGAGACUGAAAAAGAAAUGGCUGGAGCGUUUGAGCAUGAAAAAGCUAAAGAUUUGAGAUAUGACGAAAAAGCAGAAUUUAGAGCAGAGGGUGAAGAGCGAGAUGAAGAACAUGUAGAUGAAAUGGUUGAAAAGGCAGAAACAGAAGAGAAUGAGGAGGAAGACAAAACUGAGGAUAUCAGAGAUGAAGAAGAUGAAACUGAAAAAGUAGAAGCUGAAGAGGAUUAUGUUAUGGCUGUGGUGGACAAAGCAGCAGAAGCUGGUGAGAUUGAUGAUAAAUAUGGCAUGCACCUAACCACUCCAGCUAAGUACUCAGAACCUUCAUCUCCUGCUAAAGAACCAGCAUCUUCAAUCCAUGAUGAAACGUUACCUGGUGGUUCAGAAAGUGAAGCAACUGUUUCAGAUGAAGAAAACAGAGAAGACCAGCCUGAGGAAUUUACUGCUACUUCAGGUUAUACCCAGUCCACCAUUGAAAUAUCCAGUGAGCCAACUCCAAUGGAUGAAAUGUCAACUCCAAGGGAUGUGAUGAGUGAUGAGACUAAUAAUGAGGAAAGUGACUCCCCUUCCCAAGAAUAUGUUAACAUUACCAAGUAUGAAUCAACACACUACUCUCAAGAAGUUACUAGGACUAAACUUUCUCCCCUUCCUGAUCCUUUCAAUGGGCUAUCUGAAGGAUCUAAAACAGAUGCUACUGAGGGCAAAGACUAUAAUGUUUCAGCUUCUACAAUUUCACCGUCUUCUUCCUUAGAGGAAGACAAAUUUGGCAAAUCUUCCUUCCAAGAUCUGUACCGCCAACGAGAAAGUGAAGUCAAGAGUACUACUAAACUAGAAAUUUCAGAAGCUUUGGAUGACAAGCAUAGCCCAACUAAGAGUCUAGAUGAAAGUCCAACCCCUCUGUCACCUGUUGCUAAAACACCCCUAAGUGAACGCAGUGUGAACUUUUCACUGACUCCCAAUGAGAUUAAAGUGACACCGGAACCUGCAGCUCUCACAGCACUCUCUGAAAAACAUGAAACCCAUGAAGAGCACUGCCCCAGCCCCGAUGAUAAAACAUUAGAAGUGGUGUCCCCAUCACAAUCAGCUGCUGGUAGUGCUGGACACACACCAUAUUAUCAAUCUCCGACAGAUGAAAAAUCAAGUCAACUUCCUUCUGAAACUACUGGAAAAGCAGAUGCUUCAUUCAGCUUUGAAGUUAGUGAUGCCAAAGAUAAUAUUACAAAACACAGACUAAGCCCAAUGGAUGAACCAGUGCCUGACUCUGAAUUGCCUUCUGAAAAAGUGCUCUCACCUUUACGGAGCCCCCCACUGAUUGGUUCAGAGUCUUCCUAUGAUGCAUUUUUGAGUGGUGAUGUAAAAUCUUCUGCUAGAGAAACUGACAGUCCCUUUGAAAAGAAGAGCGAAGGAGAUGGUUCUCCUUCGCAGAAGAGCCCAGUUUCUGAUGUUGCUUCUAAAAACCUUUUCCAAGAACAGCAAGUUGAAAAUGAUGUACAGCUUUCACCAACAAAAUUGGACUUUGUCCUAGAAAAGAAAAAGGAUGACUUAGAAACUUCAGAAACUCAGCCUUCAUUGGUUUUGGAUGAAAGGAAACUAGGAGAGAUUUCUCCUACACAGGUAGAUAUUAGUCAUUUUAGUUGUUUCAAAGAAGACACCAAGAUGUCAAUCUCUGAAGGUACAGUCUCUGAUAAAUCUGCAACACCUGUUGAUGAAGUUGUAGCAGAAGACACUUAUUCACAUAUUGAAGGAGUUGCCUCUGUUUCCACAGCAUCUGUUGCUACUAGUUCAUUCCCAGAACCAACCACUGAUGAUGUAUCUCCUUCACUGCAUGCUGAAGUUGGAUCCCCACAUUCUACUGAAGUAGAUGAUUCUCUUUCUGUAUCUGUUGUUCAGACACCAACAACAUUUCAGGAAACUGAAAUGUCUCCAUCUAAAGAAGAGUGCCCAAGACCUAUGUCCAUUUCUCCCCCAGAUUUCUCCCCUAAAACAGCAAAAUCAAGGACACCAGUUCAAGAUCAUAGGUCUCCUGAACAAUCAACUAUGUCAGUAGAAUUUGGGCAAGAUUCUCCUGAGCAGUCUUUGGCAAUGGACUUCAGCAGACAGUCUCCUGAACAUCCAAUAGUAGGUGCUACUAUGCACCAUAUAUCUGAAAAUGGUCCAACUGAAGUCGAUUAUAGCCCUACAGACAUGCAGGAGCACUCUUUUGCAAAUAAAAUAUCACCAGUGGAACAAGCAUGUUUUGGCAAUGACAAGGAUAUUUCUGAGAUUAUUUCAGUAUCUCAGAUAGAAGCUUCACCCUCUUCCUCCUCUGCUCAUACACCAUCACAGGCAAGUUCUCCACUACAAGAAGAAACUAUAUCAGGUGUCACUCAGCCUAGUGAUAUGCCCUUACAUUCUGCAUUUCCAUCAGAAAAAGUGAACAGCCUUGGAGAAAAACUUUCACCAAAAUCUGAUUUAUCUCCAUUAACACCACGGGAAUCUUCUCCUCUAUACUCACCUGGUUUUUCAGAUUCACCUCCUGUAAUGAAAACAACUACUGCCGCUUGCCACUCACCACCAUUAUCAUUGCACAUGUCCCCCGACAAAUCAUUUGGUUAUCAUACCUCAGUAGUUGAAGACUCUCUGACAAAACAUAGCCAAGAGCUCUUAGCCUUUACGGACCAGGAAGACGUUGAGGAAACGACCAGAUCGCCUGAAGCUCUUAAAUAUUCUUAUAAUGGAACUGGAAAAACCACCAGAUCACCUGAGGCUGUUAGUUAUUCCUAUGACAAAACAGAGCACACCACUGGAUCCCCUGAAGCUCUUGAUUAUUCCUAUGUUGCGACAGGGAAAACCACCAGAUCACCUGAAGCUGAUAGUUACUCCUAUGAAACAACAGAGAAAGCCACCAAGUCACCAGAAGCCUUUGAUUACUCCUAUGAAAAAUCCACCAGAUCAUCUGAGUCUGUCAGCUAUUCUUAUGAGACCACUGGAAAAACACACAUAUCUCCUGAGGCAGUCAGCUAUUCUUAUGAGACCCCUGGGAAAACUAGCAAGUCAUCUGAGACUGUCAGUUACUCUUACGAAGUGAGUGGGAAAGCCAUGAGUUCCCCAGACACUGCUAGCUACCACCAUGAGGCUGAUAAAUACUUUAUUUCAGAAAAACCAGAAACCCGUCAGGAUGUUGAUUUGUGCCUCGUUACAUCUUGCGAAUACAAGCAUCCCAAAACAGAACUUUCUCCCUCCUUUAUCAACCCUAACCCCUUGGAAUGGUUUGCUAGUGAAGAACAGACUCAAGAGCAAGAGAAGCCGUUGACUCAGUCUGGAGGAGCACAGCCGCCUUCAGGGGGGAAACAGCAAGCACGCCUGUGUGGAGAAACUCCCCCAACCUCCGUCAGCGAAUCUGCCCCAUCACAGACGGAUUCAGACGUGCCACCCGAAACGGAAGAGUGUCCUUCUAUUACAGCAGAUGCUAACAUUGACUCGGAAGAUGAAUCUGAAACUAUUCCAACAGAUAAAACCAUUACAUAUGAACACAUUGACCCUCCGCCAGUCCCCAUGCAAGAUCGCAGUCCAUCGCCUAGACACCCUGACGUCUCCAUGGUAGACCCAGAAGCCUUGCCUAUCGAUCAGAACUUAGGCAAACCAUUGAGGAAGGAUCUAAAAGAAAAGGCAAAGACGAAAAAGCAGGGCACUAAGACCAAGUCUUCCUCUCCUUCCAAGAAGAGUGAUGGCAAAUCUAAACAGGUGGCUUCACCAAAGCCUGCUGGCUUGAAGGAUUCGCUGGAUAAAGUUUCCAGAACAGCUUCCCCAAAGAAGAAGGAGUCCGUGGAGAAAGCUGCCAAAAAUGUCUCUACUCCAGAGAUAAAAUCUUCCCGUAAUGAGGAGAAAGAUAAGGAAACAAAGAAUGCAGCCAACUCUACAACAUCGAAGUCAGCAAAGACCGCAACUGCAGGACCUGGAAAUGUAAAACCAACAAAAUCUAUAGCUGUGCCUCCAGGACCUCCUGUGUAUUUGGAUCUGGUCUAUAUUCCCAACCACAGCAACAGCAAGAAUGUUGAUGUAGAGUUUUUCAAGAGGGUGAGGUCAUCCUACUACGUGGUGAGUGGGAAUGAUCCUGCUGCUGAAGAACCGAGCAGGGCUGUCCUGGAUUCUCUGCUGGAGGGCAAGGCUCAGUGGGGAAGCAACAUGCAGGUGACCUUAAUCCCUACCCAUGAUUCGGAGGUGAUGAGGGAAUGGUAUCAAGAGACCCAUGAGAAACAACAGGACCUUAACAUCAUGGUAUUGGCGAGCAGCAGCACUGUUGUUAUGCAAGAUGAAUCUUUCCCUGCAUGCAAGAUUGAACUGUAGAAAACGAAAAAAAAGCAAUGCAUCACAACCUUAAACUUUGUUUCCAGAAAUUCUUCAAUUUGAAAACACCUUUUCUAAUGUAACCCAUCUAAUUCAGCUGCCGAACUAUAUAUAUAUAUAUAUAUAUAUACCUGCCAAAUGCUAUACUGUAUCACAGUGAUGCAAGUCACUAAUCCUUUUUUUCCAGUCUUUUGCUGAUUGCUAAGGGAAAUAACAGUAUUCCCACCAUAGGGUUCAAAUUACUGCAAAAACUGCAGAUUCCGGUUCAUCUCCGCUGAACAGUUGGAAACCAUGCACUAGCAAACACUGCUGACUUCUGCCAGGUAUGGGGGCAUUUGCCCUUGAGAGAAAGACAGGGAGAGAAAGCGAGAGAGAGGAGUAGAGGAGAAUAAAAUCAUUAGUUUUGCAUUACUCUCAAAGCAAUCGAUAUAUUGCUUCCUGCAGUCUGUCAUCACAUAAAAAGAAAGAUGUAGGUUUGCAUUAGUCUGAAUUACUGCAAGAGCGGGCGUUUUUAAUUUAGUGACAAAUUAGCUAGAAAAUUACGUGAAACUGAAUGUGGCUUUGAAGGGACGUAAGAUACAAAACACUCACUUGCUGUUGGCAACUUCACUUUGAACAUGUCAUAUUCGCGUCACAGAACUCUCCUAGGCAAUAUAUGCAAGUAGUUUGAACCCCAUUCGGUUUAACAUGUGAACAUGUUGGUCUAAGGCAUGCUCCCAGUGAAAAAUACAUCUAGUCUACUCUUAAAUUCGACAAACUUGCAUGCUGAAACACCCAAGUCACACUCAAGUUUACUGAAGCAACAUACCAAAGCAGUUGGGAGUACCUAUGGUAGACAAUUUGCCUUAGAAUGUGACUUGAAUGUACAAAAAUACUUGAUGCACUUAUUUUUUAAAUGCAAGAUAGCAAGUUUAUAAAACAUCUGUGUAGGAUUAUAGUUACACCAGUACAGAAGUAUGCGUGUGCAUGUGUGCUACUGGAAACCUCUCUGAUUGGUCAAAAAGCUUGGUGCUAUGAAUUAUGCAUGUAAGUUGAGCACUUCAUUUGUGCACCUGAACAGCAAGCCUUU
Lacerta agilis (Sand lizard) is the source of this 8513-nucleotide messenger RNA. RefSeq names its product microtubule associated protein 1B (gene MAP1B). The coding region runs from base 269 to 7444 and encodes 2391 amino acids. The record is from RefSeq and is a predicted model, not a curated record. The transcript has 7 exons. Gene Ontology annotation, biological process: microtubule cytoskeleton organization; regulation of microtubule depolymerization; dendrite development. NCBI's taxonomy places the organism in Eukaryota, Metazoa, Chordata, Lepidosauria, Squamata, Lacertidae. Gene Ontology annotation, cellular component: microtubule associated complex; cytosol; synapse. Gene Ontology annotation, molecular function: microtubule binding; actin binding.